UUGUGUUCCUUUCUUCAGAUCAGCAGAAAUAUGCAUCAGGGAAACCAAACCACCAUCUCUGAAUUCCUCCUCCUGGGACUCUCCAACCAUGCUGAGGAGCAGAAUCUUCUCUUCGUGCUUUUCCUGGGUAUGUACUUGGUCACUGUUGUUGGGAAUGGCCUCAUCACCCUGGCCAUCGGCUUGGAUGUUUACCUUCAUACUCCAAUGUAUCUCUUCCUUGCUAAUCUAUCCAUUGCUGAUAUUUCCUCCAUUUCUACCUCUGUCCCCAAAAUGCUGAUGAAUAUUCAGACCAAGAGUCAAUCCAUCUCUUAUGAGAGUUGUAUCACACAGAUGUACUUUUCUAUUGUGUUUGUUGUCAUUGACAAUUUCCUCUUGGGGGUCAUGGCUUAUGAUCGGUUCGUGGCUAUCUGCCACCCUCUGAACUAUACAACCAUCAUGCAACCCAGGCUCUGCAUUUUGCUGACAGUCAUUCCGUGGGUCCUCAGUAAUAUUGUUGCCCUGACACACACUCUUCUGCUCCUUCGGUUGUACUUCUGUGACAACAACACUGUUUCACACUUCUUCUGUGACUUGGCUUCUCUGCUGAAACUAUCCUGCUCAGACACAACGAUCAAUGAGCUUGUGUUGUUUAUCGUGGGCUUAUCAGUCAUCACCUUCCCUUUUGCCCUCAUCCUCUUCUCCUACAUCUGCAUUGUCAAGGCUGUCCUGAGAAUCUCAUCCACAGAGGGAAUGUGGAAAGCCUUCUCCACCUGUGCCUCUCACCUGACAGUUGUAUUGCUCUUCUAUGGGACCAUUGUAGGGGUUUAUUUCUUCCCCUCAUCCAUGCACCCUGACGACAGAGAUAAAAUUGGUGCAAUACUAUUCAUUGUGGUGACACCCAUGAUGAACCCCUUCAUCUAUAGCUUGAGGAACAAGGACAUAAAAGGUGCCCUGAGAAAGCUCAUCAAUAAGAAAAGUUUCUGCCUUUGA
This is a messenger RNA of Phyllostomus hastatus (greater spear-nosed bat), 969 nucleotides long. Its product is annotated as olfactory receptor 1S1-like. NCBI's taxonomy places the organism in Eukaryota, Metazoa, Chordata, Mammalia, Chiroptera, Phyllostomidae. The record is from RefSeq and is a predicted model, not a curated record. The coding region runs from base 31 to 969 and encodes 312 amino acids. The transcript has a single exon. Gene Ontology annotation, biological process: G protein-coupled receptor signaling pathway. Gene Ontology annotation, molecular function: G protein-coupled receptor activity; olfactory receptor activity. Gene Ontology annotation, cellular component: membrane.